UGACAAUUGGAUGUAUUUUUUAUAAAAAAAAAAAAAGUUAUAUAUUUUUUUUAUUAACUAAUACAAGUAAUUUCCAAAAAUUUCACCCAAGAUAAACAAGAUACACAAAUUUAAUAUCGAAAACAAGACAAAAUACCUCAAAAGUCAUAAAACAAUGUUCCAAAUCCUUGUACAAUAUGGUUAGUUGAAGGUGGAGUUGAUGCACCUAUUUAAGGGACAUACACUACUACAACAUGUCUACAAGUCAUACCAACCUUUAAUUAACAAGACGUGACUCCCUCCUUUUAUGUUUUUUUAAUAGUGCCUUACACAAUCCUUUUUCUUUCCUUUUUUUUUUGACAACUCCUUUUUCUUUCCUUAAUCCAUUUCAAAUACAAGUCUACUUAAUAAAUUAUACACUUGUAUUUAUAUUAAUUAAUCCCAAAUCCCUUUUCAAACUUUGUAACAUUUGCAAAUUCAAAUGCAUCAAGUUAGCAACAUGUCUUGGGGUGUUAAUGAAUCAUAUCGUCCUCUUCCUUCUCUUUAUUUUACUUUGUCUUCCGUUUGGUUUGUUUCUAGUCUUUCCUGGGCUUUUCUCACCUGGCGAAACCGCCAUCUUCAGAAUAAUAAUCUGCAAUGGACGUUGGCAUCAGUUCCAUUAAUUAAAACACUGCAGCUUAUGCUAUCAUUCCUCUUUUGGUAUUCUUGCUUUUAUUCCGAAGUGUGUUCUCUAUGGAUGUCCUUUGGGGUGUAUGUAACCGGAGUCCUCUUUCAGACAGCUUCUUUUGUGUCCUUCCUGCUCAUUGCUCAUGGUUACUGCAUCCUGUGCGAGCAUCUGUCAUUAUAUGAGAGACGGACUACAGCUGCACUUGGGUGUAUAUUUUACCUGACUCUAGUUGGUUAUAGAGCUUCUGUACCAUAUUUUACUGCUCUUUUGCUGCUCAACUACUUCAUUUCAUUUUCGGUGAUCUUCCACCAUAUAUCUCAGAACUUGCUGUCUCUGAGAGAGCAGCUUAGUGUUAUAGAAGAUGAUGAUGUUCGUGCUAUGCAUGAUGCAGUGCGUUCAAAAUAUGUCAUGUUCAAGAAAUUUCGGGUGGCAAUGCAGCUGGUAGCUUUAGCAGAAGCAGCGAUAUACAUAAAUGUGGAUGAUUCUCCAGAGACUUACUGGAUCAGGCUGCUGGUUCGAGAAUGGGCACAAUAUUGCAUUUUCUUAUACAUAGGGUGGACAUUCCGCUCACAAGAUUUGGCUCCACGCUUUUCUGUUAUACCGACAGAGAAGUCUCAAGGAGGACUAACAGUUCCUCCAAUUUAUACUGUUGUGAUGGAUGCUUCUACCUACAACGAUUUUUGCGAUCAAAAAUGGCACAUUGGAGUGGCAACUUCUCUCCCCAAUGGAAGAAGCACCAAGAAAUCUACUAUGAUUAUAGUUCAACAACCCAAGAGUUAGAGUCAAACUUGUAACCAGCAUAGUUGCACAAGCAAAAACAAGUGCUUUUGGUUUUUCUGAGACAAGCUUACCAUUACAUCGCGAAGCUGCUAAACUUCUUGCAGAACAAUUAAGUAAUUGCAGUGAAUGAAGAGCAACAUAUAAAUCAAACACGAAUCAUACUUUUUUUUUUUAAAUUUUUUUUUUUUUUUAUACUUUUAUUAAAAUUUGUAUAGUAGAGUGUAAGUGUAGGUAAAUUAAUAGGAGCACCAGCAUAGUCAGUUCUGAUUCUUCUGAAAAUCAGAAGGAAUGUUGAUUUUAAGGAGGUAGAUUAGAUAUGAUCAUUUUGCCAAUUUUGUCCAUGUAUCUAAAGUUCUGGCCUGGAUAAAUUGUUCAUAGACGUAAUGUAUUUAUAAACAAUGAAGGUUGGAAGUUGGAACCCAAGGUUUCACUUGAAUGCCAUUUUUUUUCUUUUUUUUGAAGUGCUUUCCCAUAACUUUUCCUAUAAUUGGGCUUUAUAUAUACUUACUAGUUUUGUGCCCGUGCGAUGCCUGAAUUGUUUAUUGAAUUUUAAGAUUAAUUAUUAAUCUAUAUGUCAAAUUUUAAAACAUAUCAUUGAUACAAAUUAGUUAGGAAAUUAUGUGUUAUAAUUUUGUGACAAUUUAAACUAUGUAGUAGGCAUGUAAUGACUAAUAAUAAUAAUAUUGGUGAAAACAUUUCUUGACCCGUAACCUGAAAUAAUGACCCUGU
Messenger RNA from Chenopodium quinoa (quinoa), 2155 nucleotides. RefSeq lists its product as uncharacterized. The record is from RefSeq and is a predicted model, not a curated record. Bases 461 to 1426 code for a protein of 321 amino acids. The transcript has 9 exons. NCBI's taxonomy places the organism in Eukaryota, Viridiplantae, Streptophyta, Magnoliopsida, Caryophyllales, Amaranthaceae.